Messenger RNA from Diorhabda sublineata, 8288 nucleotides. RefSeq names its product small subunit processome component 20 homolog. The coding region runs from base 92 to 8230 and encodes 2712 amino acids. The transcript is spliced from 19 exons. The record is from RefSeq and is a predicted model, not a curated record. Gene Ontology annotation, cellular component: small-subunit processome; 90S preribosome; nucleolus. Lineage: Eukaryota; Metazoa; Arthropoda; Insecta; Coleoptera; Chrysomelidae.
GACAGUACCGAGCACGUGUAAUAUUGAAAAGUUAUAGUUUUGUGGUAAGCAACAUGUUUUGAAUAAAGAUUUGGUUUUCAAUUAAAUCAAAAUGAAGAAUAAAUCUUCCCGUCAUAAGGAUUCUAACACAUUUAAGUUUCUUCCAUUUUCGGAGAGAAUUUCUAACAUAGAUGUCGACGUCUUUCAUAAAGUAUCACAUGAAUAUAUUUUAGAAACUGAAGAAAAUGAAACAAUAUUCCAACAAACCAUAAUUAAAUGGAAUGUUAUGAAUUUAACUCAGGGAUAUGAGAGGUUUCAAAAUGAGAUUAGAGCAUAUAAUUAUAUUACUUUACCUCAAUUAUUACUUGUUAAAGACCAUCUUGUUGAAAUACUUUUGAAGCAUAUCCAAGAAGGGGAUCCUUUAUAUUUACAACCACUUUUGGAAUUAUUGGUUGCCUUAGCAAGAGACCUUCAGAAAGAAUUCUAUAAAUAUUUCUCUGAAUCUUUAGAAACACUAAUUAGUUUGCUUGAUACAAAAAAUACUGAACAGCUGGAGUGGGUUUUUACAACUUUGGCAUAUUUGUUCAAAUUUCUUUGGAGAUCACUGGUUAAAGAUAUUCAUUCAGUUUUUACUGUACUCUUACCACUGUUAUCUGAUAGCAAACCUGAAUACAUCAAUAGUUUUGCAGCUGAAAGCUUUGCAUUUGUAGCUAGGAAGGUGAAAGACAAGAAAACUUUUCUAAAUCUUAUUUUAAAGGCAGUAAGGAAUCAACCAGAUGGAGUUUCAGGUUGUGGAAAACUUCUGUUCCAAAUGGUGACUGGGAUUGAUGGACAGUUUCAUAGUUGUGCCGAUACAGUAAUUCCAUUUCUAUUUGAAUCUUUGACAUAUGAAAGUUCAACACAAAGUCUACUUUUUGAAAUCCUAGAGCAUGUGAUAACAAAUAUAGUUAACAAUAUAAAAUCACAGAAAGGAGAUUUAGUAUGGUCAAGUUUUGUAACUGUUUUAAAAGGUCUUAUCAAUAAAUAUAAAACAAACCCAAGUGAUAGUUUGAUAAACAGUAUAAAUUUAAUAUUGAAAUUGGUCGGACAGACUAUAGAGCAUAAAGAAGGCAAAUUCCUUCAAAAACCGUCAUUAAUAAUAGACGUUUUGGUAGAAAUACUAAAUACUUUGAACCAGUCUGAAGAAACAAUAUUACUAAUUUGCCAGAUUGUUAUAGUGUUGUUACUUUCUAAUAAUCUGAAACUUGCUCAAGAACAGACUUCAAUGUUAACCAGAAAAUUAUUAGUUACACCUCAUAAAAAAGUUUUCUUAUAUUUCAUUGAUAACAUUAAAACAUUUUCUUUGUUUGAAGCUUCAAUUUUGCCAAGUUUCUUGAAAUUUUGUGUAAAAAAUGGAUUAGAUAGUGACUGCUUCAAUCUUCUAAUAAAUAUUUUAACAUAUAAAGCUCCAGCUUGUGUUAAUGGUAUGAAUUUAAGCAAAUGGACAAAAUAUCAUUUAGAUUUUAAGGAGGCCAAUAGUACAGUUAUGAGGAUUUUGUUGGAGAAUCUAAAAAAUGAUACUUUUCACUCCAGUUUAUUGUGUUUGCCUCAUUUAACAGCUAAAAUGAAUGAUGUACUGACAAUAUUGGAAGAAAGUCUCCUAAAUUCAAUUAAAAGUAUGAACAAAGCUGAAAAUGAGUCAGAAAAGAAGAAAUUGUUAUUUUUUAUUAAUGUUACAUUAGAGACUAUGAUACAUUUAAAUAUCAAUCAUGACUUACUAUUUAAAAUAUUUAAUGAACAUGUUCUUGAGGCUCUAUUACCUCUUACUAAUAAAACUGAGUAUAUAAGUAGUUUACAAAGUUUUGACUUACUGAUAUCAUAUUUUAAACAAAUUGGAGAGGAGAAAUAUCUUACAAUGGAUAUGUUAAUGAAAAUAAAUAAUGUGAUGGAGAUGAACUUCAGCUCCCCAUUCCAUGAGGUACGGCUUCUAACCACACACAUUUAUACACUAUUUGAACACUUGCCUGAAUUUAAAUUAAAACAUAGUACAGAUCCUGAAGCACAUAUAGAAGAUUGGCAGGUCUUCACACUUAUGUACAAAGUUGAAUCUAUAGAACCACAUGUUCAUACCUACAGAGAUCAAUUACAAUGUUUGGAAAAGUUGAGUUUUGAUAAACCACAGAUGCUAAUGUGUAAACAAACUUCAUUCAGCAUUAUUCCACUCAGGUAUCUUUGCGGAACACUUUAUAUUAAUUUUCAAUUACUCUGGGAACCAGUUAUCAAAAUUAUAGCGUCAUAUGCUACUGGAAUGGAAUCAAAUAUUUUUUGGUCAAUUUUUGGAGAAGAACUUAAAAAUGCCCCCAAAUCAAUUAUUUCUCCAGUUGACUUUACGUUAGUUUCUAUUGAAAUAUCUUGUACUAAAUUAAAAGAAAUGUUUGAUGAAACACUGUUACUUAAAUCCAAGCCUGAUUUUGUAAAUUACAGGCUGUUACUAUGGAAAGCUUUAGUACAUUUUGCUAAUGUUGCUGAAGCAAAAACUAGAGAUAUUUCAGAUUUGUUGUUGGAUUUUAUAUCUACAGAAUAUGUGAUCGCUAACUCAGAAUCACUACCAUCCAUAAGUAUUAAGCAGAAUGCUCACGUGGAAGUAGAUGAAACUUUGGAAAAAGACGAUUCUGAAAUACCUGAAAAACAGCAAAAUAAAAUUAUGCAAAAAAAUAGCAAAUUAUUAAUAAAGACACUAAUUCAGAAAUUGAAUGUUUUUGCACAAUUCAAAAGUCCUCUUUCAAUGUAUCGAGAACCAGAAUUGUACAAAUUGUAUUUCGAUUUACUGCAAAAUAGAGAUUCGGAAGUACAAAAAGCAGCACUUGAUUGUAUUUUCACCUAUAAACAUAAAUACAUGAUCCCGUAUAAGGAGAAUCUAUACAAUAUAGUUGAUGAUAAAAAUUUCAAAAAUGAAAUGACUACUUUUAGGGUAGAUAAAGACAGUAAUUCAGUUCUACCAGAACAUAGGGACGGUUUAAUUCCAAUUGUGAUGCAAAUAGUUUUUGGAAAAAUGAACGUGAAGACAGGCUUGAGAACCGGAGGUAAAUCAUCUAGUCAAUUAAGAAGAAAUGUAGUAUUUAGAUUUUUGGCCGGUUGUCAAGAAAAAGAAUUACUAAGCUUCCUGCAAAAAGUACUCAGACUUUAUAAUAAAUUUCUCGAUGCUGAUAAUGAUCCUACUGCUGUUGUUGAUAAAGUUUAUGAAUACUGCCAGUUGGAGACAUUUUUACCACCAAAGAGGCUAUUGAGUACUAUCAAUAUGUUUGGGGUUAUCCAAGAACAAUGUGGUGGUUUAAUGGGCAAUGAAAUCAUCAGCUAUUUGCUCAAUAUCUUAUUUGUAAUAGGUACCUGCUUAAAGUAUGCAUUUGAUCACAUAAAUCAUGUUCACGCUGGCUACUUCUCGAUCUUAAGAAAUUUAAGAUCAUCUUGCAUUAAAAUAGUAGAGAAAUUCUUUGAUCAUUUCGACCAAUAUCCCUGGACCAACCAACAAAUUAAUGCAAUAUUUACAGUAUUCAUUUGGCCAUACUUGGACAAAUUGAACAUAGAGGGAAUCCAUAGUCCAACUGCCCUACUAAAACUUAUAACACAGUGGGGUUCUAAUCCCAGGUAUUUCCCUUUACUUGUUAAAUUCAAGGAAGGUUACCCUGAGGACUAUAUUUUACCACAAGUAAUGCGUCUUUUGGUUAACGAUAAAAGUCAUAUUUCAGUCGUUAAUGUCAUAGAAGAGAUGUUAGAAAAACUUCUAAGUUUACAACCGGAUGAAGAAGAUAUAAAAAAUUCAAUUCCAGUCGAUAAUGUUUUAUCUAUAGACAAAGAAAUUUUAGAUAAAGUGGGCGUCGUUGAAAAUCUUAAUUUUGGCAGCAUGAUUUUACUACCUCAUGUUUCAGUAAUCCUAUUGAAAAUAGAAAAAAAACUUUUGGCUAAAUCGAAGAAUCUCAAUCAAAAAGAAUUGUUUAUAUUAUCCAGAAUAUCAGAGUUAGUAUGGGAUCCUGAUCUUAGUGAUAAAAUAUUGAAUCUACUUUUACCGGUAGUGUUAAAAAGGUGUACUAAAUCUCUACCAGAAGAAAUAGUUUUGAAAUAUGUAACUACCAUAUUUAAUCUAAUAAGAAAUGUUACUAAACCUCACGUACAUCUGAAGGAAGUAUCGCCACUGUUUUUCGAAAUAACAUAUCCGACUUGUAGGAAAAUUUUGUGUCAAAUUUUACAGGUAAUGUCAAGUAAAACGUUAAGUGAAGAAUUGAGAACAAAUAUGGAAGUAAUAGGAGAACUGAACGCUUUUGAUAAGAAAUGGAUCGAUCAACCCGACUUUGAACGACGUCAUAACGCUUUUAAAACAGCACAAGAACUUUUAUCUGAAAAUAAAAUAUCUAUUUCUCUGGCAGUAUUAAUAAUAUACAAUUGUUGUCAUUUUAUAAACAACGAAAACGAUUUAUCCGCUAGGGAAAGUAGUGCUCAUACUUUGAAACAAGUAGCCGUUUAUGUCACAAGACAAUAUGUCAAACAAGUUGACUAUAUUUUGAACCAAACUAUUUUUAAUAUGAUUAGAACAGGUUUAAAACAUCCCAAAGAUAAUGUUCGUAAUGAAUACAUAUCCUUAUUAGGUAGUCUUGCUAGAGAAUGUCCUGACGCCCAUUUUAUACUUCGUGAUUUAAACAAAUUCACCAAUAAACUAGAUUUGGAAGUGGAUUUCUUUGAAAAUCUGAUUCAUCUUCAAAUACAUCGACACGCUAGAGCACUGUUAAAAUUCUGUCAAAUUACCAAAGAACUAACGGAAACCCUCAACCCAAGAACACUCACUCAAUUCAUUCUUCCUUUGUCUACCUAUUAUUUAUGCAAAGAAAAAUAUUCUGGUAAGAACAGCGUUAUUGACGCAGCGAUAGAAGCAAUUGGAGUUGUAUGUAGGAUAUUACCAUGGCAUCAGUAUGAAGGUGUUUUGAAAUACUACCUGUUAAAGUUAAGUGGCAAAUUGGAUUACCAGAAGCAAUUGGUGAGACUUCUCGUUACUAUUUUGGAUGCGUUUCAUUUCGAUCUUCAUAAUGCGCAUGUAGUCGAAGAUAAACAAGAAUAUAAUGACAAGAAUCUAAGCAAAGAUGAUGCCGCCGAUUGUUCCAUUAAUAAAGAAACAAUACAUGAUGCAGAGGAAGUAGUUGGCUCAGUUGUUAGUGAAGAUAAUGGAAUCGAAGAACAGGAGGUAGAUGAAUUUGUAGAAGGUGAAGUUGAACAGGAUGAUGAGGAAGAGGACGAAGAGGUCGAUCAGGCUAAGUUAAAGGUUAUUGAGAAAAUUACGGUUCUGUGCAAAUCUACAGCGACCAGGAUAGUUAAAACGUUAGAGUUAGUGUUGAUUCCCAAAUUGCACAAGUCAUUGGCGGAAAUGACUCAUCACGAAAGUUCUCACAAAAUUAAUAGAAAGAAAUUGGGUCAUGAAAGAGAAGAAGAAGAUUUAUUACGUGUACCUAUUUCCUUAGCUCUAGUCAAAUUAUUACAGAAAUUGCCGGAGAAUAUAUUGAAGCAAAAUAUUCCUGGGGUGUUUAUGAAAGCCUGUUCAUUUCUAAAAUCUCAUUUAGAAAGUGUACGAAGAGUAGCCAGAGAAACGUUGCAAAACAUAAUGUUAACAUUAGGACCAAAAUAUCUAGAUUCUCUAUUAAGUGAAAUGGCUCCAUUAUUGGGUAGAGGAUUUCAAGUCCACGUCUUAGUGUACACUCUACAUGGUGUCCUGAAUUGUUUGAAAGACCAUUACCAACCCACAGAUUUGGACAAAAUAUUAUUGACAGUUUUAAAUUUAUGUAUGACGGACAUAUUUGGAAUUUUAUCAGAAGAGAAGGAAGUAAAUAAAAUAGCUGUUAAGGUAGCUGAAGCACGUCAAUCAAAAUCUUACGAUACCUUACAGAUUUUAUCUCGAUAUAUAACUGAAUCGUGUCUUUUAGACCUAAUCCUUCCAAUUAAACAAGUCCUUGAAUCCUCCCAUUCUUUCAAGACUGUUCAUAAAGCCCAAGAAGCAUUAAGAUAUAUCGCAUUCGGCUUGGUAGACAAUACAUUCAUAACUCCAGAGUCUUUGUUAAAAUUCGCUUAUGGAACGUCUUCUGAAAGUAUUCCCCAAUUGAUCCCCAAGAAACUUGAGAAAAAAACUGAAAAACAACUCGAAAAGAUGCGCAGAGAAAAGGAAGACUGCUUCAUUAUAUCGAAAAUAGCCGGAAAUCGAGAUUUAUAUAGAUUACAAAAUGUUAAAACUUCUAUUAAAACUAACGCCCAUGUGCUAGUUGAAUUUGGUUUGAGGUUAUGUUUCGUUAUGCUGAAGAGAGAUAAAGUUAAAGACGAAAGUUACAGAAUGUACAUUGAUCCCUUCAUUAACGUCUUUCAUAAUUGUUUAAAAUGCAAACACGUCAAGUUAUGUACUUUGACUUUACAGUCGUUGGUAUGGGUUUUAAAAUAUGAUAUGCCUUCAUUGAGAAGACACAUCAAGUCGAUCACUAAAGACAUAUUUGGAAUUUUACAUAAAUACGCUUCGGCUGGUCUUAGUAAAGGUGACAACUUUGAUUUAGUAGUGGCUGCAUUCAAGGCAAUGGCAGUUUUAGUACGAGAAGUAACGUACCAUACCAUUGACACGAACCAAUUGAAGAUUCUCUUAUUAUACGUCGAACAAGAUAUCCACAAUUACGAGAGACAAGCCACUGCUUUUAAUUUAUUGAAAGCUAUUUUAUCAAGAAAAAUUAACGCUCCGGAAUUAAGCGACGUUAUGGAAAAAGUAGCGGAAUUGAGUAUAACCUCUGAAACUGAUCACGUUCGUGUACAGUCUAGGGCAGUUUUUCACCAAUUUAUAAUGGAUUACCCAUUGGGAGAUAGGGUUGAAAAACAUUUGAGUUUCUAUAUUUCGCAGUUGGACUAUGAAUUAAGGUACGGAAGAGAAUCCGCAAUUGAGAUGAUCAUGACUCUAAUAAACAGCUUUCCUUUGGCAGUUUUAAAAAAUCAUCGAUCAACAUUACUUAUAACAUUGGCAGCUAGAUUAAUAAAUGAUGAUGAACCAGAAUGCAGAAGAAGAAUAGCAGAAUGUAUAACUCUGAUGUUAAAAAGAUUACCAAAAGCGGAUCGAGAUUUACUUUUUGACAUUGUCGUAUCGUGGCUUAAAGAUAAGAACAUCAACCAUCGAAGACUAGGAGCCCAAAUUUGCGGAUUUUUCGUUAGUUUAGAAGCAUCCACUUUCGAAACUCGAUUACCCUUAGUAAUUCCGUUACUUAUGAAACAAUUUGGUAUCAAUAACUCUCCAGGAAAAUUUGUGAAAGUAGAAAAAACUAACGAACAACUCACCGAAGAAGAACAACGAACAAAAGAUCAUUAUUUGUUCCAAAUGUUCCAGCUUUUAUUAAAACUCUGCGCAGGGUGUCCUUCAUUUUUAACACGAAAAGAAUGUAUAGAAAAUUUGGCGGUGCAGGCUCAAUCAUUUUUAGCUUAUCCUCAUGAUUGGGUGCGAUUGGGCGCUGCACAGUUUAUAGGUUACGUUUUAGCUCAAUUAGAUGUAAAUCAUUUAAGGAAGUUGUUGAUGGAAGGUCAGUCUGAAGAGAGCGGAUAUUUAUGCAAUGAUCCUGUUACUGCUGUCAAAUCUCUUACUUUGGACUUGUGCGAUCAACUGCAACCCAUGAAUAUCAAGAGUGAUCUUGCCGAACAGGUGGUGAAAAAUUUGGUAUUUAUCGCUAAAGUUUUGCAAACGAUUCCAGCCGUUGAAAAUAAACCGAAUUUAUUGUGGUUAGCUAAACGUAUGCGUAAAAUUGUGAAUACAGAAAUUGUCGAAAAUGCUUCCAGUACAACUUUAAGAACGGAGGUUUUCAAAUGGAUUGCCGGUGUUGCCACAGCGUUAGAAACUGAAAAUAUUUUGCCGAUAUUGCAUCAUUUGGUGGGACCUUUGGUCAGAGAAAUGGCAACUACAGAAGAAAAAAAUGCUCCGCUUAGACAACUAGCCAAAGAAGUGUCUAAUUUUUUGAAGACAAAAGUAGGUGUAGAUGUUUACACAGAAACUUUGUUAAAACAACAACAAAAUUUGUCAGUUAAAAGAGCCGAAAGAAAGAGGUCGAGGACACAACUAGCUGUUACAGAUCCCGAAAGCUUUGCUAAGAAGAAAAUUAAGAGACACGAAAAGAAGAAAGAAGCUAAAAAGAGGAAAAUAGAAAGUUUGAAAGGAACUAAAAGAAAUUUCAAAAGAAGGAAAACUACUAUCGAUUUAGAAAGUUCUGAAAUAAUUUAAUUCAUUCAUUUUUAGGAAUAAAAAACAUUGUAUAUACUUGUAAAUAGUUAAUAAAAGU